AUGGAGUUGAGCAGGAGCGUGACCAUGGAUGUUUCUCUGAGCAUCCCUGCUGCCCGCGGCGUCGGCGGCGACGGCACCGACAGGAGGGCGCCUCGAAACUCGCCUUCCUUCAAGAUCGUGCCGCUGCAUGACGAGAUGGCCAAGCCAUCGCCGGGCGGCCGCGGCCACGAGAGGGCGGCGGUGCUCCUCGCGAAGAAGGCGGUCUACCACCCGGCGAACCCCGGCGCCAUUGUGGCCACCGUGCCCACGCUCGGCACCGCCGAGACAUUCUUGAUCGAGUUCCUCACCACCUUUGUCCUCCUCUUCGUAAUCGUCGCCCAUGCCACCGAUCCCAAGGUGAAGGAGCUGAUAGCAGUGGCAGCCGGGGCAGCAAUCAUGAUGAACGCCCUUAUCUCUGCGGAGUCAACGGGAGCGUCCAUGAAUCCGGCGAGGACGCUGGGGACGGCCAUCGCCACCGGGACCUACACCAAGAUCUGGGUCUACAUGGUGGCGCCGCCGCUCGGAGCCAUUGCCGGGACCGGGGCUUACAUUGCGCUCAAGCACUGA
This is a messenger RNA of Triticum turgidum subsp. durum (durum wheat), 546 nucleotides long. The record is from the annotation of a GenBank genome assembly. NCBI's taxonomy places the organism in Eukaryota, Viridiplantae, Streptophyta, Magnoliopsida, Poales, Poaceae.